Messenger RNA from Megalobrama amblycephala (Wuchang bream), 2409 nucleotides. It is a transcript of the gene esco2, whose product is annotated as establishment of sister chromatid cohesion N-acetyltransferase 2. The record is from RefSeq and is a predicted model, not a curated record. Gene Ontology annotation, molecular function: protein-lysine-acetyltransferase activity. The transcript has 11 exons. The coding region runs from base 16 to 2070 and encodes 684 amino acids. Gene Ontology annotation, cellular component: nucleus; chromatin. NCBI's taxonomy places the organism in Eukaryota, Metazoa, Chordata, Actinopteri, Cypriniformes, Xenocyprididae. Gene Ontology annotation, biological process: mitotic sister chromatid cohesion.
AACCGAUUCGCGGAGAUGAAUCCGACUUCCCAUUACAAACCGGAUGUUGUCAUGCAACACACGCUGUUUCCGUUUCCGUGUGCGCCACAAUUGACUUUGGCGCGGUGUUCAAAACAGUUCGCGGGUGAAGGGGAGAGAUUUGACGCAGUUAUUUUGUUCAAGUGUUUUUACACAAAUCAAAAAACAAUCGGAUUUAUUUUACCUGGUGAUUUGAAGAUGUUAUCCCGAAAAAGAAAACAUGGCUCUCCUGAUGUUGAAAGUAACCCAUCUAAGAAACAAAUAACCAGCCCAAGGAAUUCUCCAAGAAGGACGACUCGACAAAAAGAGAACAUUCCCAUCUCGCUGGCAUCACCCCAAAAAAUUCCCAGUACACCUAAGAAGAUGCCGAGGACCUCUUCACUAGAAUCUCCCCCGAAACGGAUCUCGCCACGGAAAACGGUAUUGGGAGCAAGAUCCUUCUACAGCAAGCAGAAACCUCUGUAUCUCACGCCUCUUGAAAGGAAGCUGUUGAAGGAAACCAAGUCACCACCGUCAGUCCCUAGCAAAGAGCCAACACAACCUGCUUCAACUCCUGGAAAUCCUGUUAAAAAACCAGUGAGGAGGGUUCAAAAGAAAACCAGUGUCGCUGGUCCACAGUCUAACCUGAAAGGUUACUUUACUGCUAAACCCAAAGGGAAAAGUCCUUCUGACACACAAACAGAUCAAUCACUGAAGGUCCUGGUGGCCCCCAUUUCAUUUAGCACUAUGAAAUCCAAAGAUAAACCCAAGCUUGUUGUGGGAGCAGCUUUCUUCAGCACUGGAAAAAAGCCCACUUCACUGUACAAAAAGUCCACAAAGACCACAAAGCCUAAACAGCCCUCAACCUACGAGAAACCCAACUCUCAGAAACCCAUGAAGGAGAAGGAAGUGACAUCAGCGCCAAGAGAGCGUUCCCCGGUCCGCCAUGCCGUCUUCUUAAAAAAACACCCUGAAGUGGACAACACAACUAAAGUUACCAGAGAUGAAGAUAUUGAGAGUCCCAAGCAGAUGUCAUCUCAGGUCCUGGCCGAUUUGCAUGGUAUUACCAAAGACAUAAAGGUGAUUUUGAGGAGGUCCGUUAGCCCCAACAAAUCCUUUGAAGCUGGUAGUCAGGACUCGCCUGUGAAAACUGAUUCAGUGUUUGAUGUGACUGACAUUCCACCAGAUCACAACAGCUCUCAUGAUGAUGAAGAGUCCUCUGUGUAUCCCAUCUUUGGCACUAAAAGAUCUCAGAAAAAAGGGAUUUUGUCCCCACCACUGAACACUAGCACUCCUUCUGGACUGAAUGGUACUCCUGCUUUUAAGGCCAAAGAGAGGAGUGCUUUGAGAAGAGAGAUGAAGAAGCAGACGGAUAACCAGCUCAUCAUUGAUGCUGGUCAAAAGCAGUUUGGUGCUACCACAUGCGGCUCCUGUGGGAUGCUGUACAGUACAGAUAGUCCUGAGGACAACUUCCAGCACACACAGUUCCAUCAGCGCUUCUUGGACACCAUUAAGUUUGUGGGCUGGAAAAAAGAGAGGGUUGUGGCAGAGUUCUGGGAUGGAAAGAUUAUUCUCGUUCUUCCCGAGGAUCCAAAGUAUGCCACAAAAAAGGCAGAGGACGUGAGACGGAUUGCAGACAGUGAAUUGGGCUUUCAGCAGAUCACACUCAGCAGCCCGAGCUCGGCUAAAACAUACCUGUUCAUUAACAGUGACAGGAUGGUUGUGGGAUGUCUGGUGGCUGAGAAUAUUAGACAGGCCUUUCGGGUCCUGGAGCAGCCAGAGAAACCCAAAGACAUUAACAAGGAGGAUUUCAUGGAGCGCCACAGAGCCUGGUGCUGCUCCACGGUGCCGGAAAAAGCCAUCUGUGGUGUCAGUCGCAUCUGGGUCUUCAGUCUGAUGAGGAGGAAGAGCAUCGCCACUCGCCUUCUGGACACUGUCAGGAAUACUUUCAUGUACGGGAGCCAUCUGACCAAAGAAGAAAUCGCCUUUUCUGACCCUACACCAGAAGGGAAGCUGUUUGCUACAAAAUACUGCGAGACACCAACAUUUCUGGUGUACAACUUCAUCAGUUAAAGAAAAACAUCUACACUAGGUUUUAGUUUGACUGCAUUUGUUAAUGCUUUUGUUUUUGUUUUUUUCUUCAAAGUUUAAUAGAUAAAAAAAAAAUUGUUAGAUGUUCAAAUGAAGUUGUGUAAUAUGAUAAACAUCUAAUUUUACUUUGAUAUAGAGACUGAUAUUUGGUCUUUAAUGCUGAGUUCAUUCAUUCUUAUUUAAGGCAGUUUACUUCAAAUACUGGCUGUUUAUUGUAAGCUAGCAGGCCCUAAAGCUUCCUGUUUGGAAAAUUAGGCUUCCAGUUGAACUGCUCCUUGCUUUUGCUUUGUACAUAUUUUUAAAUAAAUGGUCUUGUUCAUA